Molecule: messenger RNA, 1210 nt
Organism: Macroventuria anomochaeta
Lineage: Eukaryota; Fungi; Ascomycota; Dothideomycetes; Pleosporales; Didymellaceae
Exons: 2
Coding region: 224-931 (235 amino acids)
Source: RefSeq, a predicted model, not a curated record
CACGAGAUGAGGGGCCUUUGUAUCAAAACGCCCGCCAGAAGUAGAGUUCGUUGGAUACUUUGUUAAGGCGUGCAGUGUAUACCCCCACCUCUGCAACAAAGCUCUCUUGGCGACAGAAUUGCUGUUGCCUUGGAGAUCCUCAAACGCUUAUCAACCUUCGAAUUUCAUAUCUCUACUGUCCUAUCUCGAUACAUCCUAUUUUCUAUCGCGAGUUACAGCAACCAUGGAGCCAGCCAGUGCCACGUCCCUUGAGCGACCGCUCCGCCUUCUCACGUACCUAGCUACGGCCAUCACGAUUCCUUUGAACAUUGCUGCAACCAUUCUCUCGCUCGAAAAGCAACGUCACCGAUGGGCCCGUCGGCACGUCACGGCAUACUGCUUCGUCUUCAUACCCCUGGCAUUGACGGUCGCUGCUUCCUCAAUGAGUCUGCAGUACAUGAAGAAGCAUGGCAAGAGCCCUCGUGCUUUGCACUUCAAGGUCCUUGACCUGGUCUCGGCUCUCGCAUACAUUGCUGUCCUGAUCCCUUGUUGGGUACUUGAGAUCCGGGAGUUCAACGCCGGAGGAUUCGGACUGCUGACGGGUUACGUUACAGCUCCUAUGAUUUUGAACCUGUUCAUCCACACCUACUUCACGCUGGCCCACAUCCCUUGGAAACAGUGCUUCUCAAAGGUGUUUACUUUCAGCCAAAAGGGCUCUUACCAGCAGUGUCCUAACUGCCAGGCCGCGUUCACCUCUGGCACAACUCAGACCACGACAAAGAAGGGCUACAGCCUCCUACGUGGAGAAGACUACCUCGAUGUUGAGGCUGACCCAGUUCAGUACCGAGACUCGGAGGACUUCCUCGGUGAGGGUGCCGAGCGUGCUGAGCAGCCUGAGCAAGCCAAGGCAGCCGAGGACAGCGGCAAGGGCAAGAAUAUGGUUGAAGUCUGACGCUUGUCAUCAAGUGAACGGCAUGCAUGAUACAGUGCACAGUGUAAACGUACUCGAUACCGGCAAAUCGAAAUUGGAAAGGUGUAGGCUGGAGGCACUCAGCCCUGUAGGUUUGGUAUACGAUGGUGGGUUCUGGAAGUAGUCGAUGCAAUCUUGUUGGCCAAGGACCUGGUGUCAAUGUUCGCCGUGUUGGUCCGAAGAAGAACUAAGGUGCUAAGCAAAAUCAUUGGUUUAGGGGUAUAUAUCAUUCAUUUGAAGUAGACAAAAACAUCAACGAAG